AUGGAGACCUUGGACAUAGCGCAAGGGAACAACUCGGAGAAUAGUCACGUGACAAGUAUGGCCUGGUCGUUCACCAGACAACCCAUCGUGACGGAAGUACCCUUCAACUACCUGGCAGAUGAUGCUGCCCUCUUGCGGUACACCGAGUUUCGGGUGGCUCUGUGGAUUGACUACAUCUACGUCCCUAUCUGCGCAAGCUUUGGCAUUGCGGGUAAUCUCUUGUCUAUGCGCGUUCUCUUGCCUUCACGGAUGUCCGAGUCAUCGACUUGCGUCUACAUGGCCGCCAUGUCAGCAAGCGACAUCAUCAUACAGAUCUGCAACAUUCUGUUUUUGGUCAGGAAGUUCGAAGGUCACGAGGUCCUGACGACUGGUUCCUGCGGACUGAUAUACUUCCUCUUCUUCUUUUCCAUCCAUUCCAACGUCAUCGUGAUGGUCGUCAUGACAGCAGAGCGCUACCUGGCUAUCAGCCACCCGCUCCAGGCCGGCCAGUGGUUUUCAAAGAGAAAGGCGCAACUGGCAGUGGUGGUGACGUGGGUACUGGUCCUCAUGAUUGACCUGCACCACCUGAUCAUUCGAAGAAUGGACUGGAACGAUGCCUUACAGAUGGAGGUGUGUGUACCUGUCGGGGCCACAAGCAAGUACUUUACAGAGAAGAUCUGGCCGUGGCUGGACGGAGCCUUGUAUUGUUACAUUCCUUUCUUCAGCGUGUUGAUCUUCAACAUACUCAUCGUCCAUCAAAUGAAUGUCUCCAACAAGUUCCGCGAAAGCAACAUCAGAGGAGGCAGGACGGAGACUGCGGAUAAGCAAGUAAAGCCAACCACCGACAUAUUUUAUGAACAAUUUUUUAAUCUGAUACAUUUAUACAGAUACGGUGUGAAUGCGUGAUAUCUCGAUGCA
Pomacea canaliculata is the source of this 897-nucleotide messenger RNA. RefSeq names its product somatostatin receptor type 5-like. The record is from RefSeq and is a predicted model, not a curated record. Gene Ontology annotation, cellular component: plasma membrane. The transcript has 4 exons. Lineage: Eukaryota; Metazoa; Mollusca; Gastropoda; Architaenioglossa; Ampullariidae. Bases 1 to 885 code for a protein of 294 amino acids. Gene Ontology annotation, biological process: G protein-coupled receptor signaling pathway. Gene Ontology annotation, molecular function: G protein-coupled receptor activity.